AUGGAAUGCUUGAACUGCAAUCUCAAGCAGCGGCAGUUCUACUGCACUAACUGCAUCCGGGCUCAUACAAGAGAUUUCCGCGUUAAAUCGCAACAUAUUACGCCGGAACGCGACGAACAGGUUGCUCGUGCCAAUAAGGCGCUUGAGGGGGUCAAAGGGGCGAGAGAGCGACGGGCCGGAGUUGCACAGAUUCAGUUAAGAGUCGAUGAGCUUGUGGGUGCUCUUGCCAGGUUAAGGAAGGAUAAUGACAAGAAGCGCGACCGACUACGAAGUCUGCGCGAAUCCUUGGCUGAGCGUCGGAGAACGCUUGCUGCAGCAAAUGCGCUGAAUGUCGCCACUCCGAAUCCGAGCACGAUCCAUCCCUCACUUACUGCACCACUUAAUGCUCUCACCACUCUUUCGGCUUUCAUUUCGCGCGCGCGAUCUGGACUCGUGCAAGAGCUCGUUGAGGUGUUCAAUAUCGUGGAAGUUGGCGGAAGACCGCCUCUUGGGGGUAAAGCUGGCUCUGCCGGUCAAUGGACAAUCGGAGACCUAAUUCUGCCUGUUCCUGGCGAUGUCAGACGUUACCCACCGCAACAUAUCAACGCCGUCUUAGGGCACACAAUUCAUUUCAUUAAUCUGUUGAGCUUUUAUCUCGGUGUUAAACUGCCGUUCAAUGUGCAGUGGGAGGGAGGGAAACUUGGUGUUGGGGUGCCAUGGAUUGGACCUGGAAUCGGCGGAUGGGGAAGGUGGACUGCGAGUCACCCUCUGCAUCUCUCCUUGACUGCAGCACCAACACCAGCUGCUCCGCCGCAUAUUCGUGCGGCACAACCAACAGAUCUUUCCCUUUCCCAAUCCAUAUCUCAAUCAAUCGCCGAUUCUCUCAUCUCGGCUCGUGAUACUUUCGUUUCCCGCACUCCUUCCACCGCUUCGAAACCCGCAACCUCAUCACCACUAGCGACACAGAAUCCCGCACCUCCAGCACCGAAAUCACACUCACCUGAAACGACGCCUGCAUUCACAACAGGCCUUGCCAUGCUCCUCUUCGAUGUGUUAUAUCUGGCACACACACAAGGACUAGCGAUUCCACUUGCUCAAGCAGGCGAUGUGCUGAGUAAUCUUUGGGCAAUAUGUUGUGCAGCGGAAUUGGGACGGCGUGCCCAUUCAACGGUCAAUAUUGUCCCAACGACGAAUGCAGGGUUCUCUCUGCAGAGACUACCUACUCCAUCACCUAGCACAGUACCAGUCGACUUUGCGCACGUGGUGCAAGCUGUUGUGGGUGGCGGCGGACGAAGGGCUGCGAUUGGUCGCGUCGGGUCGUCCUCAAGUGUUUCUCCCACUGCAUCGAGUACAAAGGAGAGAGGAAAGAGGAAAGAGAACGUAAAGGCGGAACGAGAGGACGAAGACGGCUGGGAUUUAGUUAGCGAAGAAGGAUAUUAG
This is a messenger RNA of Mycena indigotica, 1419 nucleotides long. RefSeq lists its product as uncharacterized. The transcript is spliced from 4 exons. Gene Ontology annotation, biological process: SNARE complex assembly. Gene Ontology annotation, molecular function: SNARE binding. Gene Ontology annotation, cellular component: endosome; lytic vacuole. The coding region runs from base 1 to 1419 and encodes 472 amino acids. Lineage: Eukaryota; Fungi; Basidiomycota; Agaricomycetes; Agaricales; Mycenaceae. The record is from RefSeq and is a predicted model, not a curated record.